Molecule: messenger RNA, 1004 nt
Organism: Periconia digitata
Lineage: Eukaryota; Fungi; Ascomycota; Dothideomycetes; Pleosporales; Periconiaceae
Source: the annotation of a GenBank genome assembly
GACCAUGACGAGGGCAAUUUGAGAAUUAGGAGCGAAUGCUCUCAACUUGAUUUCGUUACCCACAGCUCGUUAAUAGACAAGGUUCUGGUCGGAAUCACUGUUAGCUGCGUCUCAAUUAGGUCGUGCUUUCCUGUUGGAUCUAUUGAUCGGCUUUAUGUCUUGUUUCUUUUCUUCCCUCUCCAUUCCGCCAUAAGUAACUCAAAUAAAAAGCACACCCUGCGGGUUCGGUCGCGAGAGGCUAUGCUCAAGUGCAUCAACCAUCAUCGGGCCGACCCACCUCUCCCUUUCAUCCCACCGCCGUCCAGUCUUUAGUAUCCCAGACGAGUUUGGACAUGUUUUUGUCAAAGUUUAAAAUUAGUCGAACACGCAAUCAGAAAUCAUGACUCCACAGUGUCGUACGAUUGAUUAUCUUGGUUGCGUUGCGCAGCGAGUGCUUCAAAAGCCGACCGGAGCCUCUCCGAAAUGGACCGUCUGCGCAUCCAGGUAACACGUGCAUUGGAGGUAAGGUGGCGCAAAUGUGAGUCCAUUGGGCCACGAGCGCUCUCGAUAACAUUAGCGAAUAGGAAAUAUAGACUUGCUUGCUGAAAAUAGGGCACUAGCUAUGAACGCACGUUAAAGCAGAAAGCCACACCUGCGUAGCAACUGAACGGCAAAUCUUUAGUAUAUCUGCAGUGCGGCUUCUGGACUACAGGGGAGAGUCAACUGUCGCGUCGCGACCUAUCCCUCCACGCGGCAUAUGCAUGCAUACAUGCAAGCCCAAAACAAACAAGGAAACUAUUAUGCUUCAGCUUCGCAGUAACAUGUCUCCAUCAAUGCAUCCAAAACCCGAGCGACUGGGACCCAACAGUUUCCUUUUCUUCCUUUCUUUCCUUCUUACUUACUUGUACACACACUCUCUUUCUCAUCUGCGCUUGGCUCUUCCCCUCGGCACACAUCUCAUUCGGCGGUGUGUUUGGCGCUGCAGCGUCUGGGGCUUGCUAGCAUCCAUAUUUACUUGUGGAUAG